Molecule: messenger RNA, 942 nt
Organism: Thermothielavioides terrestris NRRL 8126
Lineage: Eukaryota; Fungi; Ascomycota; Sordariomycetes; Sordariales; Chaetomiaceae
Exons: 2
Coding region: 103-738 (211 amino acids)
Biological process (GO): DNA-templated DNA replication; DNA synthesis involved in DNA repair
Cellular component (GO): delta DNA polymerase complex
Molecular function (GO): DNA-directed DNA polymerase activity
Source: RefSeq, a predicted model, not a curated record
CCAUUUCUUUGCCAUCAACUGUGACCACCACUCCUCGGAUCGCACGAUUCUUCUUCUCCCCGCAGACACCGCCUACUACUCGCACCUGACGUCACCAACAAGAUGCCCACCACCCGCAGAUCGUCUCGGCCCGCCGUGGGCGCAGGCAAGCAGUCGACGCUCAGCUUCAAGCACAAAGUCACCAAGGCCAUCAAGACCGGCAAGGAAGGCUACAAAUCGCCAUCUCGCGCAAAAGAAUACAUCCCCGCACCCUCGCCCGAACCAGCCACCACCGACGAGAAGCCAGCCCCCUCCCCCUCCUCCUCCGACGACAGCCGACUCAAACAGAUCGAGCAGCAGCAGCUGAAGCAGCAGCAGCCGCCGACAGCGGCGGCGGCAGACGAGGAGACCGAUCCGGACCGCCGCGCCGCCGCGCAGGUCACGGAUGCGGCGAUUGAGCGGUACUGGGCGGGCAUCGAGGCCGGGCGCCGCGCGCGCGCGGUGCACCGGAAGCACGCCGAGGGCCUGAGCACGGGCGAGAAGGUGCUGCGGUACUUUGACGUGAGCUCGCAGUACGGGCCCUGCAUCGGUAUUUCCAGGAUCAAGCGGUGGCAGCGGGCGCAGAGGCUCGGGCUGAAGCCGCCGAUUGAGGUGCUGGCGGUGCUGUUGAAGGAGGAGGCGCAGGGGAAUGCGGGCAUCCAGAGGGCCCAUAUGGACGAGCUUCUGAACUCGACUGCGGUGGGCUCCGUUGGGGUCUGAUGCGUUUCGCGUCGGGCGGGUUCGGUGCUACGCUUUGCUCUGCGGGUUUGCUCUGGCGGUGGUCGUUUUCGGGGUGGCGGCGUCUUGGAGUUAUUCGGAUGGGGAGGCAUUUGCUGAGAGGUCACUGUUGCUUAUCAAAGACUGGUCUGGCUGUGUCUGUGUUUGCUUAAGACCUCCGAGGUAGCGAAUCGGUUUUGCUGUGGA